Cadophora gregata is the source of this 681-nucleotide messenger RNA. RefSeq names its product Mitotic spindle checkpoint component mad2 (gene MAD2). The record is from RefSeq and is a predicted model, not a curated record. Lineage: Eukaryota; Fungi; Ascomycota; Leotiomycetes; Helotiales; Ploettnerulaceae. The coding region runs from base 1 to 681 and encodes 226 amino acids. The transcript is spliced from 7 exons. Gene Ontology annotation, biological process: mitotic spindle assembly checkpoint signaling. Gene Ontology annotation, cellular component: nucleoplasm; cytoplasm; kinetochore.
AUGUCGGGUGAAAAAGAAAAAGAUAAGGCGAAGACGCACAAACUUUCCUUGAAAGGAUCAUCGAGACUCGUCGCAGAGUUCUUCCAAUACUCGAUAAACACAAUUCUCUUCCAAAGAGGUGUCUACCCCGCCGACGACUUCAACCCAGUCAAGAAAUAUGGCCUUACAAUGCUGGUCUCUUCCGACGACCAAGUGAAAGCGUAUAUCAAGAAGAUCAUGGGCCAGCUAGAUAAAUGGAUGGUGGGGGGCAAGAUCUCGAAACUGGUGGUUGUGAUAACGAGUAAAGACACUGGAGAACAUGUUGAGCGGUGGCAGUUCGAUGUUCAAAUAUUCAACAAAUCCUCCUCGAAGAAAUCCUCCAAAAAAGCAGUCGACAAGGAGAACUCCGCACCGGACACAUCCUCUCCCACGCCUCCCCCAGAAAAGACAGAAGCGGAGAUCCAAUCCGAGAUCCAGUCAAUUUUUCGACAGAUCACCGCAUCCGUGACCUUCCUUCCACAGCUCGACGGCGAAUGUACGUUCAAUGUACUGGUGUAUGCGGAUGCGGAUAGCGAGGUGCCGAUGGAGUGGGGUGAUAGUGAUGCGAAGGAGAUUCGCAAUGGGGAGAAGGUCCAGUUAAGGAGCUUUAGUACGAGUAACCAUAAGGUGGAUACGUUGGUUAGUUAUAGGGUUGGUGAUUAA